This is a messenger RNA of Gracilinanus agilis (Agile Gracile Mouse Opossum), 2430 nucleotides long. RefSeq names its product translocase of outer mitochondrial membrane 40 (gene TOMM40). The annotation marks the transcript as partial. Gene Ontology annotation, molecular function: transmembrane protein transporter activity. Lineage: Eukaryota; Metazoa; Chordata; Mammalia; Didelphimorphia; Didelphidae. The transcript is spliced from 9 exons. Gene Ontology annotation, cellular component: mitochondrial outer membrane; mitochondrial outer membrane translocase complex. Gene Ontology annotation, biological process: protein import into mitochondrial matrix. The record is from RefSeq and is a predicted model, not a curated record.
CCUCCCAUCGGCGGCCUGAGCGCAGGGCCUGGCGGCCGCGGAGGAGUCCCGGGAGGCCUCGCGGGCGGAGCCCAGACGCCAGAGGAUGAGGCCUCCUGCUGCCUCCCCAACCCGGGCACGUUCGAGGAAUGCCACCGCAAGUGCAAGGAGCUGUUCCCGGUGCAGAUGGAGGGGGUGAAGCUCACGGUGAACAAAGGUCUCAGUAACCACUUCCAGGUAAAUCACACUGUCGCCCUCAGCACCAUUGGAGACUCCAACUACCACUUUGGGGUCACAUACGUAGGAACCAAACAGCUCAGUCCCACAGAGGCAUUCCCUGUGCUGGUGGGAGACAUGGACAACUGUGGAAGCCUCAAUGCCCAGGUGAUCCACCAGUUGGGGCCAGGUCUGCGAUCCAAGAUGGCUGUGCAGACCCAGCAGUCAAAGUUUGUGAACUGGCAGAUGGACGGAGAGUACCGGGGCUCCGACUUCACAGCAGCAGUGACCCUGGGGAACCCCGAUGUACUGGUGGGCUCAGGGAUCCUGGUGGCUCACUACCUUCAGAGUAUCACUCCGUGCCUGGCCUUGGGUGGGGAGCUGGUUUAUCACCGAAGGCCAGGAGAAGAAGGCACCGUCAUGUCUCUGGCAGGGAAGUACACAGCACCUAACUGGCUAGCAACUUUGACCGUGGGCCAGGCUGGGGCCCAUGCCACAUAUUACCACAAAGCCAGUGACCAGCUUCAAGUCGGGGUGGAGUUCGAGGCGAGCACUAGAAUGCAGGAUACCACUGUCUCUUUUGGCUACCAACUGGACCUCCCCAAGGCCAACCUCCUCUUCAAAGGCUCCUUGGACAGUAACUGGAUCGUGGGCGCGACCCUGGAGAAGAAGCUGCCCCCCUUGCCCCUGACGCUGGCCCUGGGCGCCUUCCUCAAUCAUCGAAAGAACAAGUUCCAGUGCGGUUUUGGCCUCACUAUUGGCUGAGCCCAUGACACCGCCUGUCCGGCCCAUCCUUCCCUCCCUGCGCUCCAAGGAUGGGGAGGAAGGGCAGCUGAGGCUCCCGGGGGCUGGGAGAGGGAGACCCCAGGAUGUGGGGAGACCUUGGGUUUUUUGACCAGGGAGACUUCAGGCUUUUGGAGAGGGACUUCAGCGUACUGGAAGACCAAUCCCCUGCCCCUCUCCCCAUUCCUGGAGGGGACCCUAGGACCUAAGAGACCUAGGAGGGAGAGACUAUGGGGGAGGGUCCUCAGGAUGGGGCCUCUCCCCCUUUUCCCCUUGUAUGUGGUGGAGCCUGGCUGCUGAGAGUGCAAUGUGGGGUGGGCAUCCCUGCCCUGCCUCACUGCUGGCCACUAGAGGGGGCCCCAUCAUCCUAGCCCCCAGUUCCGUCCAUUCCCUGUGGCCUCUCCCUCCCUUCUCCCCAUGAGCCCUUCUGCCGCCACCCCCUCGGUGUAAAUCAUGUUUAUAAGUUAUGGAAAAAAAAAAAAACAGAACAUUUUACAGAAAAAAAAAAACUCACAAAAAUACAUGACUAAAAAAGUGAGUACCAGGGAGGAGGUGCCUUCUGUGCUGGGGGUGGGGGGGCCUCCAUUCUCUCCUGCUGUCUGUCUGUCCCCUCCUUCAGGCUUCAGGCUAGAGUGGCCUCGCUCUUCCCCCUCCUCAUUUGUAUCCCAGGCUUUCUGUGUGCUCCGUCCGCUCUUGCCCUUGUCUUCCUAACGCAUGGCCCAGAUAAAUAAAGCUGCUGCAGCUGGAUGGAGCCUGAGGACCCGUGUUCGAAUCCCAGCCCUCCACUAUGAGCUCUAGGCCUCAGUUUCCUCCUCUCUCAGGCAGGGUGUUGUGCUCCAUGGCCUUGGAGAGCCCCUCCAGCUUGAAAUGCCUGCCUCUCUUCGCUCUGUACUGCCCUGAGCAUUCUGAUUUCUGAUCCCUCUCCUACCUCCAUCUCCCUGCCAGCUGGUGGGAGGAGAUCCUCACUUGGCUGGGAUCUCUUGCCCAGUGGUGACACGCCUGAUGGAGACAGGUGGACUUUGGCCUGACACUACAGUCCAGGCUACCGAGGCCACCUGGUCCUUGAGGGCCAGAGAGCGACGCUUUGGAUUUAGGUCCUGGAAAGCCGGAUUGUGGGCUCGGGUAUUUGGCAAGAGAAGAGCUGGAAGCCUGAACUAGAUGGGUGGCCCCUUGGGUCGGGAGAGCCAAGGACAGAGGAGCCAAGGGGGCCCUGAGGUCCCACCCAGAAAGUACCCCUCCUGCACGGGUGACACACGCAUUCCAGGAACUGAAAUCCCGGCUCAUGCCCACUCUCCAGAGGGCACCCUGGUUCAUGGCCCUUCACCCCUUUCCGUGCAGCGGGAAGUGGGAACAGACAGGCUUUCUGUUCCUCUGUCUGGGUCUGGUGGUGGGUAAGGAUGAGGCUCGGGAGUCUGCCGGACAUCCUGUGGGGUUUAGGGAGAAGGGACCCUC